Messenger RNA from Ceratotherium simum simum (southern white rhinoceros), 4979 nucleotides. It is a transcript of the gene ZNF608, whose product is annotated as zinc finger protein 608. NCBI's taxonomy places the organism in Eukaryota, Metazoa, Chordata, Mammalia, Perissodactyla, Rhinocerotidae. Gene Ontology annotation, biological process: regulation of transcription by RNA polymerase II. The record is from RefSeq and is a predicted model, not a curated record. Gene Ontology annotation, cellular component: nucleus.
UUGUGUUUCAGUCCUGAUUUCAGUGUUGCAGAACAAGCUUGUUGUGUGUGUGCACCAGGGGGAUUUUUCUUUUCUUUUUUUUAAUUUUAAUUUUUGCUUUUAUAAAAAAUACACAGGACGGUCUGUGACAUUUGAUGGUCCAUCUUCUUUAAUAAUAAAUUUGUUGAAGAGAUUAUAAUUUCCAAAAUAAAGCGGCUGCAACCAAACACAUUCAAUGCAGUUAGAAGGAAAAGGUCAACUCGAUCCAAUACAGACCGAAAAGGUGGACCUGGACUGAAGGGUGUAAAAUCCCUGGACACAUUCCUGGGGCAGGAAAAAGAAGAGGAAGAUUAGAAGAUUUUUUUUUUUUUUUUAAAGAGAAAGCCCAGCGGAGCUAAACGAAUGUCCCCUCAUCUCCAAAGGAAAGUUCAUCGGAUUUUUAUUCUAGAGAGCUCAUCUUCAGGAUGUCAGUGAACAUUUCUGCGGCAGGAAAAGGUGUGGAUCCAAAUACGGUUGAUACUUAUGACAGUGGCGAUGAUUGGGAAAUCGGGGUUGGAAAUUUAAUAAUUGAUUUGGACGCUGAUUUGGAGAAGGACAGACAGAAAUUUGAGAUGAAUAAUUCCACCACCACCACUAGCAGCAGCAACUCUAAGGAUUGUGGAGGUCUGGCCUCCAGUGGGGCCGGUGCUACCGCAGCCUUAGCUGAUGGCCUAAAAUUUGCUUCUGUUCAGCCCUCUGCUCCCCAGGGGAAUUCACACAAAGAGACCAGCAAAUCAAAAGUGAAAAGGAGUAAAACUUCUAAGGAUGCUAAUAAAUCUCUGCCUUCUGCUGCCUUGUAUGGGAUUCCCGAGAUCAGCAGCACUGGCAAGAGGCAGGAAGUCCAAGGGCGCCCUGGAGAGGCAACUGGCAUGAAUUCAGCGCUGGGUCAAAGUGUGAGCAGCGGCGGCGGCGGCAACCCAAACAGCCACAGUAUCGGCACCGGCACCUCCGCUGCCACCGCGGGGGCGGCCUCCUGUGGGAAAAGCAAAGAGGAGAAGCCAGGUAAAAGCCAGAGCAGCCGAGGCGCCAAGCGGGAUAAGGAUGCAGGGAAAUCCAGGAAGGACAAGCACGACCUGCUUCAGGGCCACCAGAAUGGCAGUGGCAGCCAGGCCCCUUCCGGGGGGCACCUCUAUGGCUUUGGGGCCAAGAGCAAUGGAGGUGGCGCGAGCCCCUUCCACUGCGGGGGCACUGGGAGUGGCAGCGUCGCGGCUGCAGGGGAAGUUAGCAAAAGUGCCCCGGAUUCAGGGCUCAUGGGAAACUCUAUGUUGGUAAAGAAGGAAGAGGAGGAGGAGGAGAGCCACAGGCGAAUCAAGAAACUGAAAACUGAGAAGGUUGACCCCCUGUUUACAGUGCCAGCACCACCACCGCCGAUUUCCAGCAGUCUCACGCCUCAGAUUCUACCCUCCUACUUUUCCCCAUCUUCAUCCAAUAUUGCAGCACCGGCUGAGCAGCUUCUGGUUCGGACUCGUUCCGUGGGUGUCAAUACAUGUGAAGUUGGAGUAGUGACAGAGCCCGAGUGUCUUGGGCCCUGUGAACCUGGGACCAGUGUGAAUUUGGAAGGGAUCGUGUGGCAUGAAACAGAAGAAGGUGUCCUAGUGGUCAAUGUCACGUGGAGGAACAAAACGUACGUAGGGACCCUACUGGACUGCACCAAGCACGACUGGGCCCCUCCCAGGUUCUGUGAGUCACCAACAAGCGACCUGGAGAUGAGAGGGGGCCGGGGCCGAGGGAAGAGAGCGAGGUCUGCCGCAGCCGCCCCGGGCUCAGAGGCCAGCUUCGCAGAGUCCAGAGGGCUGCAGAACAAGAACAGAGGGGGGGCCAAUGGGAAAGGGAGGCGGGGAAGCCUCAAUGCCAGCGGGCGAAGGACACCCCCAAAUUGUGCCGCUGAGGACAUCAAAGCCAGCCCCUCCUCUACAAACAAAAGGAAAAACAAGCCUCCGAUGGAGCUAGACCUCAACUCCAGCUCCGAAGACAAUAAGCCCGGGAAGCGGGUCCGCACAAAUUCUAGAAGCACUCCCACCACCCCUCAAGGGAAACCAGAGACUACUUUUUUGGACCAAGGCUGCUCUUCUCCAGUUUUAAUCGAUUGCCCCCACCCAAACUGCAACAAAAAGUACAAGCACAUUAACGGCCUGAGGUACCACCAAGCUCAUGCACACUUAGACCCGGAAAACAAGCUGGAGUUUGAACCUGACAGCGAGGACAAGAUCUCGGACUGCGAGGAGGCACUGAGUAACGUGGCCCUCGAAUGCAGUGAGCCAAGCACAAGUGUAUCAACCUAUGACCAGGUGAAGGCGCCCGCAUCCCCUGGCUCGGGGAACCCCCCUGGGACCCCCAAGGGGAAGAGAGAGAUGAUGAGCAAUGGUCCAGGUUCUGUUAUCGGAUCUAAAGCUGGGAAGAAUUCUGGUAAAAAGAAGGGCCUUAACAAUGAACUGAAUAACCUUCCGGUGAUCUCCAACAUGACGGCCGCGUUAGACAGUUGCUCGGCAGUGGAUGGCAGUUUGGCUGCUGAAAUGCCCAAACUGGAAGCAGAAGGAUUAAUUGACAAGAAAACUUUGGGAGAUAAAGAAAAGGGCAAAAAAGCCAACAAUUGCAAAAUGGACAAAAACCUUUCGAAACUUAAAACUGCCCGGCCCAUUGCCCCUGCCCCCGCCCCCACUCCCCCGCAACUAAUCGCUAUACCCACUGCAGCCUUUACCAGCACCACCACGGGGACAAUACCCGGACUGCCCUCCCUCACGACGACUGUUGUUCAGGCCACACCAAAGAGUCCUCCAUUAAAACCCAUUCAACCAAAGCCCACAAUUAUGGGGGAGCCCAUCACCGUGAACCCAGCUCUUGUGUCACUCAAAGACAAAAAGAAAAAGGAGAAGCGAAAGCUGAAGGACAAAGAAGGGAAAGAGACGGGAAGCCCAAAAAUGGAUGCUAAGCUGGGCAAACUAGAGGACGCCAAGGGGGCCGGCAAAGAUUUAUCUGGGCAUUUUUUAAAGGACCAUCUCAACAAGAAUGAAGGGCUGGCUAAUGGACUGUCAGAGUCUCAAGAGAGUCGAAUGGCCAGUAUCAAAGCCGAGGCUGAUAAGGUUUACACUUUCACAGACAACGCCCCCAGCCCUUCCAUAGGGAGCGCCUCCAGAAUGGAAUGCAGCACUUUGGUGAACGGGCAGGCGCCAAUGGCCCCACUGCAUGUGUUGACGCAAAAUGGGGCAGAGAGUUCUGCAGCCAAGACGAGCAGCCCCGCCUAUUCAGAUAUAUCUGAUGCUGCCGAUGAUGGUGGUUCAGACAGCAGGUCAGAGGGCAUGAGGUCAAAGGCUAGUUCCCCAUCAGAUAUCAUUUCUAGUAAGGAUGGUGUUGUAAAAGGGCAUUCUUCAACUAUAGCACAAUCAUCUCAAAUGAAAGAGUCCCAUUCUCCCUAUUACCAUGGCUACGAUCCUUAUUAUUCUCCAAGUUACCUGCACCCUGGGCAGAUCGGCGCCCCUACAGCUGGCAACACUGGGAGCAUGCAGGGAAUGAAGAUCAAGAAGGAGUCUGAGGAAGAUGCAGAAAAGAAAGACAAGGCAGAGCAGCUAGAUGCCAAGAAAGUGGACCAUAAUUCCGCAUCCUUACAGCCUCAGCACCAGUCGGUGAUCACGCAGAGACACCCUGCCCUGGCUCAGUCACUUUAUUACGGCCAGUAUGCCUAUGGGCUCUAUAUGGACCAGAAGUCGCUGAUGGCCACCAGCCCUGCCUAUAGACAGCAGUACGAGAAGUACUAUGAGGACCAGAGGCUGGCAGAGCAGAAAAUGGCCCAAACUGGGCGAGGAGACUGUGAAAGGAAAAAUGAGCUCCCCUUGAAAGAGCUGGGCAAGGAGGACAGUAAACAGAAAAACAUGCCGUCGGCCACAAUCUCAAAAGCUCCCUCCACUCCGGAGCCUAACAAAAACCAUUGUAAACUAGGGCCGUCAGUGCCUAAUAAAACUGAGGAGACAGGUAAAUCGCAGCUUCUCUCCAAUCACCAGCAGCAGCUUCAGGCCGACAGCUUCAAAGCUAAGCAGAUGGAAAACCACCAGCUUAUUAAGGAGGCUGUAGAAAUGAAAUCUGUCAUGGACUCUAUGAAGCAGACAGGUGUAGACCCAACCUCGAGAUUUAAACAAGAUCCAGAUUCAAGGACAUGGCAUCAUUACGUUUACCAGCCCAAAUACCUGGAUCAGCAAAAAUCAGAAGAACUUGAUAGAGAAAAGAAAUUAAAAGAGGAUAGUCCCAGGAAAACUCCCAAUAAGGAGAGUGGUGUGCCCAGCCUUCCUGUAUCGUUAACGAGCAUUAAAGAGGAGCCCAAAGAGGCCAAGCGUCCUGAUUCUCAAUCCUUGGAGGAGAACAAGCUGAAAAAUGAUGAUCGAAAGACCCCUGUGAACUGGAAGGACUCUCGGGGCACAAGAGUGGCUGUUUCCUCUCCCAUGAGUCAGCAUCAGUCCUACAUACAGUACUUGCAUGCUUAUCCUUACCCACAGAUGUAUGACCCCAGCCACCCUGCAUACCGGGCUGUUUCUCCCGUCCUAAUGCACAGUUACCCUGGAGCCUAUCUCUCUCCAGGAUUUCAUUAUCCUGUUUACGGGAAGAUGUCAGGGAGAGAAGAGGCAGAGAAGGUCAAUACCAGCCCUAGCAUCAACACGAAAACAACCACUGAGUCUAAAGCACUGGAUCUGCUCCAGCAGCAUGCCAACCAGUACCGCAGCAAGUCUCCUGCUCCUGUGGAGAAGGCUACAGCUGAGCGGGAACGGGAAGCGGAAAGGGAACGGGAUCGCCACUCCCCCUUCGGCCAGCGGCACCUCCAUACGCACCACCACACCCACGUUGGCAUGGGUUACCCACUCAUCCCUGGUCAAUAUGACCCUUUUCAAGGCUUGACCUCUGCUGCCCUCGUUGCCUCUCAGCAGGUGGCUGCCCAAGCAUCUGCAUCAGGAAUGUUUCCUACACAAAGAAGGUAA